AUGCAAAACAGAUGUUCACUAGAGGCAUUACGAUCUAUAAUCCUUCGGAUGAGCAAAGAACAAAAAGAAUCUGUAAGAUCUAUGGGUUUUGGAGCUUUGUUAAAAAUGAAAAUCACAGAUAUACCACUGAAGCUGGGAUUUUAUGUUCUUCAAAAAUUUGAUUCUGAGAGAAUGGUGAUAGAUAUUGAAGGAAAUGAACUGAAAGUAACAGCAAAGUCUGUUAAUGACACAUUGGGCAUACCAAUUGGUGGAACCAAACUUACAGAAUUGGAUCAAUGGCCUAAGGAUGAUACAAGUUAUGAUGAAUGGAAGCAACAAUUUAAAAAAGAUUCAAUCAUCCAACUGAGUGCAAUAAAAAAUGUUAUUGUUUCUACCAGACAAGAUGAUUUCAAUUUCAAAUUGAACUUCUUAGUUCUUUUUGUCAACACGUUUUGCGUGUCAACAUCAAUGGGAAGAUGCAACCUGUUUUCCUUGAGUUAUAUUUCAAGAAGAACAGAUAUCAGCAACAUAGACUGGUGCAACUAUAUUUUGGACUGUCUUGUUAGAACAAAAAACUCAUACAUAUCAUACUCAGAUACCAGCUUCUUUGUUAGACCUUCAACUUUCUUGGUGUUGUUCUAUGCCGAUAACAUCCACUCAGCAGCUUUGACAGUAACGCAUAAAUGUCCAACAAUUUGUUAUUGGAGUUUAGAGAAGAUUAGAUAUCGAGAGGCAUUUGAACAAGAAAAAGGUAAAAUUAGACUUGGAGAAAUAAAUGAAGAAUUUGUUGAUGAACAAGAUGAAGGAGAUACAGAUCUCGAAGACAAUGAUUAUGAUAAAGAUGAAGAUCAUUCUGUUGAGGCAUAUGAAUCAAAAAUAUCAAAAAUGAUUAAUAGUUUUGGAAGGAUGAAGGAAAAGCUGAAUUCAAAGCUUGAUGACAAAGUUCCUUGAAAAGGAAAGUUUUAGCAUUUUCAAAAAAAAGAUGACAAAUAUGAUUGUUGAAGAAAAAACUGAAAGCACAACACUUUUUAAUUUUCCAAUUAAUGAAACUGGAGUUGAAG
This is a messenger RNA of Lactuca saligna, 1040 nucleotides long. The record is from the annotation of a GenBank genome assembly. Lineage: Eukaryota; Viridiplantae; Streptophyta; Magnoliopsida; Asterales; Asteraceae.